Molecule: messenger RNA, 420 nt
Organism: Coniosporium apollinis CBS 100218
Lineage: Eukaryota; Fungi; Ascomycota; Dothideomycetes
Exons: 3
Coding region: 1-420 (139 amino acids)
Source: RefSeq, a predicted model, not a curated record
AUGUCGACGCGCAAGAGAAAGCAGGAAGCUGAGCAGGAGGAGGAGCUUCAGGCUCUCCCCUCUGAUGUGAGCGAUGAGGAGGACGACUACGAGUCAGAGGGCUCCGAAGUCUACGACGACGAAGACGGCGAUUCGGAGGAAGAGGCGAAGCCUGCUCCAGCAACGGCUCCAAAGGCCAAGAAGCGCAAGACCGCUCAGCCGGAGGAGGUUUCGGACGAAGAAGAGCCAGAGGUAGACGACGAGGCAGCUACUCCUGACGAGGAGGAGCAGUCUGAGCCGGAGGAGGAGUACGACGAGGACGCUGAGGCCGAUACUGCCGAGAAGAGCGGCCCUGCUGCAGCCGCAAAGGCGAGGAAGGGCGGUACGGUGCCGAAGGAGGCUGAUUUGAAGGAGGUGGAGAGCGACGAUGAUGACGAGUAA